Rhodamnia argentea is the source of this 1681-nucleotide messenger RNA. Its product is annotated as cysteine synthase. NCBI's taxonomy places the organism in Eukaryota, Viridiplantae, Streptophyta, Magnoliopsida, Myrtales, Myrtaceae. Gene Ontology annotation, cellular component: cytoplasm. Gene Ontology annotation, molecular function: cysteine synthase activity. Bases 300 to 1397 code for a protein of 365 amino acids. The transcript has 11 exons. The record is from RefSeq and is a predicted model, not a curated record.
UCGUUAACUUCUCUUUCUUUCCUUGUUCUUAGAUAGAUCAUGCAUAUGAGUUGUAAAGGCAUUCUAGGGUUGAACGGGGAAAUUAAUAGUGUUGCAUUUUCUUUUAUUUUGUUAAUUUCUCAUAAGUGCUUUUUCUGUUAUGGAAUUUCUGUGACCCUUUGGAUAGCACUUCAUCAAUUUGUGUUGCUUCAUGAGUUGAUGGGUCAAUCUCCAGUUUUGAGUGAGAAAUUUGUGUGACCUGCAUGAAAAGCUUGAAUCUUAAGGUCAAUUGGGAGUGUCUUGAAUGAUGUGCUGAAUAAAUGAGCAGAAAAUCUCGAAGAGUUUCAGAUUUUUUGCUGGGAUUUUUCUUCUCGUUUGCCAAAGUGAGCUUCUUAGUUGAAUCACUCAAAAACCUUGGUGGGUUUUGCAGUGGCACAAAAAUGGUGGAAGAGAAGUCUAUGAUAGCAAAAGAUGUCACCGAAUUAAUUGGUAAGACCCCUCUGGUGUACCUCAACCAUGUCACUGACUGUUGUGUUGCCCGAAUUGCUGCCAAGCUAGAAAUGAUGGAGCCAUGCUCCAGUGUGAAAGACAGGAUUGGGUACAGUAUGAUUGUAGAUGCAGAGGAGAAGGGCCUUAUUCGGCCGGGGCAGAGUGUUUUGGUCGAGACAACUAGUGGAAAUACUGGGAUCGGUCUGGCAUUUAUUGCAGCUGUGAAGGGUUACAAACUUAUAAUAACAAUGCCUGCUUCAAUGAGCCUUGAAAGAAGAAUCAUCCUCCGUGCAUUUGGAGCUGAGCUGGUCCUGACUGAUCCAGCCAAAGGCGCGCAAGGUUCCAUUCAGAAGGCGGAAGAGAUAGCAGCGAAGACUCCAAAUGCAUACGUUCUUCAGCAGUUUGAAAACCCUGCCAAUCCCAAGAUUCAUUAUGAGACCACCGGACCAGAAAUAUGGAAAAGCUCAGGUGGGAAAGUCGAUGCCCUUGUUUCUGGAAUUGGAACCGGGGGUACAGUAACUGGAGCUGGUAAGUAUCUCAAGGAACGAAACCCCACUAUUAAGCUCUACGGGGUAGAACCAGUGGAGAGUGCAGUUUUGUCUGGAGGGAAACCUGGCCCUCAUAAGAUUCAAGGUAUUGGUGCUGGUAUAAUCCCCAGAGUUUUGGACAUGGAUUUACUCGAUGAAAUAAUCCAGAUAUCAAGCGAUGAAGCUAUUGAAACGGCAAAGCAGCUCACAUUGAAGGAAGGCUUGCUGGUAGGAAUAUCAUCCGGAGCAGCAACAGCUGCAGCAAUUAAGAUAGCGAGAAGGCCAGAAAAUGCUGGGAAACUCUUCGUGGUGAUCUUCCCCAGCGGUGGAGAACGUUACUUGUCGUCUGUGCUAUUCGAGUCCGUGAAGCAAGAGGUCGAGAAUAUGGUUUUUGAGCACUAGAAAGGCUUGUUCUGCUUGGCUGUAUCAUUGUAAGCUGUCGAAGCUGGCCGCGGAGCUAGAGACUGUACUUUGUGAAGAGGGGAAAAAGGAGUUUCAAAUUUACUUUCCCAUUAUACUUCUUCAUAAUUUGAAACAGAGUCUUUACCUAAUCUGAGUGAUUCGGAACAAUCUUUCUAGCAGAAUGCCGCUUCUCGUGCUUGGAAUUUUGCAUAACUUGGCUUAUAAUGUGCCUUCUCAACCAUAUCAUCAAUGGAUGAAAUACGGCAAUAUGUGUAAUUCUUUUU